Chondrus crispus (carragheen) is the source of this 123-nucleotide messenger RNA. RefSeq lists its product as hypothetical. The coding region runs from base 1 to 123 and encodes 40 amino acids. Lineage: Eukaryota; Rhodophyta; Florideophyceae; Gigartinales; Gigartinaceae. The record is from RefSeq and is a predicted model, not a curated record. The transcript has a single exon.
AUGAGCGUCCAUAUUGUAGUUUUUCUGAUAAAUAAAACGACAUUUGUGCAUUCAUGUUCAGAAUCAAUUAUUGGUGAAAAACUGUCGAAGCGCGGUGCGACAUCGGCGAGAAUACAAAUGUAA